AUGGGAAGCGACUCUGAUUCAGAGAAUGAGCUAACGCUAUCAGCAAACGCAUUAGCCGCCUUGCAGGAGUUCAGACUGGAAGAGCAGCAGCAUCAAGAGGCUUUUCAAAAGAUGUAUGAUGCGGCUGAGGAAGAAUACUCCCAAACUCAGAAAAAGGAAGGUAUGAAGCUUUUCAAAGAAGAUUGGCAACUUUCACAGUUUUGGUAUACUGAUUCCACAGCAGACACCUUAGCGGACUCCCUUCUAGAGGGCGCUGAUUCGGAGACCGUAAUUGCAAUUGUGAGUGCUCCUUCGGUCUACGCGGCUAUCAAGAGGAGGGAGCCUGAGAACGUCCCAACAGAGCAUAUUUACCUGUUAGAAUUUGAUAAAAGAUUCGAAUUACUGGCUGGCAAAGAACAUUUUCUUUUUUACGACUACCAAAAACCUGAGGAGUUCGAUUGCAAACUGAAGGGUAAAGUGGAUAGAUUGAUUAUAGAUCCACCAUUUUUGAACGACGAUUGUCAAACCAAAUCAUCCAUCACUGCCAAAGUAUUAUUGGCGAAGAAUGAUGAAUCAAAGACCAAGAAUGGCGUCACAAAACAUCGUCUUGUGUCUUGUACCGGUGAGAGAAUGUCAAAAGUAAUUAGCAAGGUCUAUCCAGACACCAGUAUUACAACUUUUCUCCCUGAACAUGCAAACGGACUGAGUAACGAAUUCCGUUGUUACGCUAACUUCGAAUGGUCUGGAUGGUCAUUCGCAUCUACUUAG
Torulaspora delbrueckii is the source of this 747-nucleotide messenger RNA. RefSeq names its product protein-lysine N-methyltransferase (gene EFM5). The transcript is spliced from 3 exons. Gene Ontology annotation, molecular function: protein-lysine N-methyltransferase activity. The record is from RefSeq and is a predicted model, not a curated record. Bases 1 to 747 code for a protein of 248 amino acids. Lineage: Eukaryota; Fungi; Ascomycota; Saccharomycetes; Saccharomycetales; Saccharomycetaceae.